GUAGCACCGUGCACUGCUCCGCCUGUGUUUGGAACGCUGGCCGCUGGGUAUGGGAGUGAGCGACCGUUUAGACUAACCUACCUAACAGGAAACGUUUAGCUCACCCUGCCGCUCAGUGCACUCCCGAAUUCGAUUGCACUACUACUGACAAUGCAUAACUGGCAUUUCAAAUCUUUUCCGCUCGCAUUAACUGUAGAAGUAUCCAUUUUGUUGUGCGGUUUUUGAUCGGUUUGGUGAUGUGGAGUAGCGAUGUGUUCAUUUGUGUCGAGACUUGAGCCAACAAAGUGCGCUUACUCAUACUGCUUUAUCUAAUCAUCUGUGCGUCACAAUUUGUUUGCACCACAUAAUCAAACCCAACCCAGAAUAUGAUGCCGUUCCUUGCGGGAGACCAGCACGAUAUAAAAGCUGUAGGCUGCGAUUGCAAAAUAGUGUAUACAUAGGCCUUUGAGCAGUUUAGCUGCAUUGAUUAAAAUCUUCAACAGCGAACUUUCCUUAUAAGAGGUGCUCGCGUGCGUGCAACUGCAAAAUUUUAAAAGCGCAACUUUGCCGUCCAUUACCGGCUUCGAAACCGAAGAAAGAAUGUACCGCCAACCCCUGAUAAAGAACGCAGUUACCGCAAAGGCCCACUUUAACAGCAAUCGACCGUGUGGCAUCCUAAUCGGUCUUACUGGGGCUGGCAAAACUACUCUCGGUAACAAACUGUGUAACCCGGAUCAUUUUUCCGGUGCAUGGAACGGCAACGUGACACAGCAACUUCUCAGGAGUGACGUCAGCGUCGGUAGCAACCCGUUUUCUCUUAUCGAUACACCGGGGACCGAUGCCCAAACCGACACGUAUAAACAUACCGUUCUUUUGCGUGCCGGGCUGACAGCAACGGAGCUCAAUACAAUCUUCAUCGUACUGAAAUACAAGAGCCACUAUAAUAAAAUGAUCGACAACUACCUGCAAGUGGAGCAACCGGUCGGGAAUUUCACCAAUAAAAUCGUCAUCCUGAUUUCGCACAUGGAUAAUGCUAACGACCAUAAUAGCGAAUUUCCAACUAUCUGCACUUUGCUAACAGAAGUCAGUCCAAACAUUGCCAACAUUAUGUUUUUUCUCGCACCAAAGCGACUCCAGUUCCGUUGCCAAUCUGAUGUACGCUUGCAUGUCUCGCAUGGAGCCCAGGCGGCUAGAAAUAUCUGAUGACGAAUUCGAUAUCAACUUUAACUUUUAUAAGGUGGAAAUCCGUAUGAGGCGAUCCUUCGAUCACUACAGAAAACUUGUGCGAAAAGUGUUUAGUGACUACGCAAGACUUCGCGACCGAAUAAAAAAUGAAUUCAAUGAAGACAAGGACGAGGUCUUUCACAUCAUGAUUGUCCAGUUCAGGUACGAUCUCGAUGACCUCUACGAUGAAUUUAUAACCAAGCAUGGCAAGGAGAUGACUGAGCUGGAGUAUUACGCGUUGUGCGUGGAAAUACAGAAGGAGAAUAUAAAGAUCUGCGAUCGUUUUGUCAAUUCUGUCACCCCGCUAAUGACGUACAAUCUGUUUGACAAAACGGAUCCGCGAAAUUUAAUUAAGGCUUGUCCCUACUGUGGACUGGUAUGGUGGAGAACGGAAGGGUGUGAUGGUGCGACCAACUGCGGUACUCGAGUGAGCGAAGUAUUCGAAUCCCGAGCGAAAUCCCUGUUCAAGUACACUUUGAAAUGGAUCGAUGACGAGCUGACACCAAUAAAAAAUCCCGUUGAGAAGCUUUCGGUCAAAGCUGCGGAUGCGAAGCCCUCGACGACGGGAUUUGGAUGCGGCAACCGGAUUAUUUGGAGCAAUAUACCUAAGCUGGACGAUAAAAUUCUACUCGAAAUAUUUGAGGUGGAAACAAUCGCUGAAGUUAGAUGCAUCAUCCAGAACGAUGAAUACCGGAGAGUACUGUAUGGUCGAGAAUCGGAUUCAUCAUUUUGGGGCUCUCACGAGUACGACUGGUAGAAGCACAUUCUGUAUGGACAGUCAUACUGUGAUGUGGUUUGCAACGGAAGGAAGUGGCCAGAAAGUACCACCCAGUUAGUGUCGUGUUAAGUGUACUUUGAUCUUUCAUAAAACAAUCAAUAAAUUGUUGACUCAUGGUUUGUCUAUGAGUGCUUUUGAGUUGAAUGCGUAUUCUCUCAUCUUUCAUAUUUUGGAAUCACUUCUGAUUGCUUGAGAGAGAAGAACUUGUUAAUGAAUAAAUGUCACCUUCCAUGGCAAGCCGCUCUGGAAUAUCUGGUCUUGGAAAGUGUUAACUAGAAUGUCUUCUUAGCCUUGAUGUUGUU
Molecule: messenger RNA, 2283 nt
Organism: Paramacrobiotus metropolitanus
Lineage: Eukaryota; Metazoa; Tardigrada; Eutardigrada; Parachela; Macrobiotidae
Exons: 2
Coding region: 1133-1960 (275 amino acids)
Source: RefSeq, a predicted model, not a curated record